Glycine soja is the source of this 1377-nucleotide messenger RNA. Its product is annotated as U4/U6 small nuclear ribonucleoprotein PRP4-like. Gene Ontology annotation, molecular function: protein binding. The record is from RefSeq and is a predicted model, not a curated record. The transcript is spliced from 6 exons. Bases 159 to 1163 code for a protein of 334 amino acids. NCBI's taxonomy places the organism in Eukaryota, Viridiplantae, Streptophyta, Magnoliopsida, Fabales, Fabaceae.
ACAAAACGUGGCAAGGAGCACUGGCAUCUAGAGUUACCUUGGCGUUCGAGCGGAAACGGAGCAGCAGCGAGGGGAGUGUAUAUGGCCAGACACGCGGCGUUGCGACAGUUCAUGUUUCUCGACCCUUCGUUCUCGACUUUGACGGUUCAUGUGUGGAAAUGAUAGAUUUGGAUGGCUGUCCAAAGAGAACAUCAGCACAUUUUUUCCACUCGUUAUGUUAUCAUAAAGCAAGAAUCUCUUCUGAGGGUUCAAGCCUGCGGUGCUUUAGAGGUCACAAUGGUCCUGUGUUGUCCCUAUCAAAUAAAUUAUUGGGAGAGGAUGGCAGAAAAGUAUUGGCAAGUGGGGGAGAAGAUGGUACUGUUCGACUAUGGUCCCUUGGCUCAAGUGGCAAACGAGGACAGCUUGCUUUGAAGGCUACACUCUAUGGGCAUGAAAAACCUGUAAAUUUGAUGUCAGUUGCUGGGCACAAAACUUCGCUUUUGGUAUCCAUCUCAAGAGAUUCUAAGGUAAGUGUUUGGGAUACUGGCGCUGCUACAUCAUCUGCUGUUCGUACCUCCUGUUGUGUUGGGAUGGCUUCAGUUCCCGGUACACCCGUAAACAUGAAAUGCCAUGAAUCACUAUUGUAUGUGGCUGCUGGUUCCUCUGCCACUGCAUUUGAUUUAAGGACAAUGCAGAAAGUUAUCACCGCAGCUGUACAUCAACCAAAGCUGUGUUCAUUUGAUGCCAUCCCUUCAAAAUAUUUAAUACGCACAGGCGGUGAUGGCAGGGCAAUGCUCUGGGAUGUUAGGAGAAAUCAAGAAUCACUAAAACCAGAACCGAUAGCCGAGUUGGAUGGACAUUGUGGCCAAGUAACUUUACUGCACAUGGAUCCAUACAAAAUAGUUACUGGGGGCCCUGACAAUGCUUAUGUGAAUGUAUGGGAAGUUGACACUGGUGUACAAACAAAUUCCUUGCUUUGCUCUUUAACUGAUGGUGCUGGAUCUGGCUGUGAUGCCAUGGCUGUAGAUGGGUGUAGAAUUACUACAACUAGCUAUUCUGAAGAUUCGGGUGUUUUGUGCUUUAGGGACUACAACCAUGAUGCCACAAAUCCUGUUACGAAACUAGAAAACGAACCGUCAUCAAAAUUUUGGAUUUCUAUGUCCGAUGAUGACAGUGAUGACUGAUAAUCUAGGUAGCUCCCAAAAUUGUAUUGAUCAAUAUUUUUGUUUUCAGUUGGUUAGAUUGUUACUUUUGUACGGGAUCUUUCUCAAGUGAAAUCUUCCUGUCUAAGAUCAAAGGAUGAUCUCCAAAUGCUAAGGAUGUCAGUUCUAUUUGGAUCACAAAUCCUUCAAUAUAAUCAAAUGUGUUUUUAAGUCAAAUAAAGCCCUAUUGAUAUCA